CCUAACCUAAAAUCCAGUUACCGUUUAAAUUUAUAAUUUUAUCCAAAUUAUCGAGAUUUAUUGAUUAAAAAAUAAAUUUCUGUAGGAAGUUGAUGCUGAGAUAGUUGUAGGAUAUGAGUAACUUAUUUGAAAAUGCAAAUUUUGCAAACAUAUCACAUCGAGAAGCUGCAUUUUUAAAUGAACUUGAUUCACUUAAAAUAAAUAACGAUGAAGUUUUAAAAUCUCAAAGUAAUACUAGCACAAGUAAUCCUAAAGAUCUCUGUAUUAGUAGUUUCGAAGAUGUAAUAUUUGCUGCUAAAGAUCAAAAAUCCAAAAAUUAUGAACUUAUACGCGAGGAACGAAGUUGUGUUAGAGAUACAAACAAAAUAUCUAAAUCUAUACAGUCUCUUAUUGAAACUAAAAUGAAACUCGAUGAAGAUUCUAAUAUUGAAAUGAGCGAAUUGAAAAAUACUAUGAGUAUACUAAAGAAGGUAGUUAAGAAGUAUGCUACAAACUUUAGAAUUUAUAUAAAUUCAGUUGAAGAGACAACGGCAGAUAUAUUUAGAGCUCAGGUCACAGUUGAGAAUAUUGAUGGAUCAAAAUCAUUCCAUAUUACAGUAAAUAGAAAAGAAAGGGAGAUAAUUGAUGUCAACAGCCUAUCUACUGAAGAAUUGAAAAAUAUCAAAAAUGAUUUAUAUAUGCAGAAUGGUUUCAAUAUUGGUUUACUUUUACAAUUUCUUAAAUAAUUUAAAUAUUGAAUAAUUUAAAAUAAAUGUAUAAAAUAAAUUUUUUAAUGAAAAUAAAUAAU
Messenger RNA from Sitophilus oryzae (rice weevil), 787 nucleotides. RefSeq lists its product as uncharacterized. NCBI's taxonomy places the organism in Eukaryota, Metazoa, Arthropoda, Insecta, Coleoptera, Curculionidae. The record is from RefSeq and is a predicted model, not a curated record. The transcript has 4 exons. Bases 114 to 725 code for a protein of 203 amino acids.